AUGACACCCCCACGCAAGAAGCAACCCGCCGCCCAGCGCCGCUCUUUGUUCGUCCGCUCGCUGCCCGACUCUGCAACCUCCGAGUCUUUGACCGAGAUCUUUUCCGCUUCGUUCCCCAUCAAGCACGCCGUCGCCGUCACCGACAAGGAAUCAAAGAAGUGCAAGGGUUAUGGUUUCGUCACCUUCGCCGACGCCGAGGACUGCCAAAAGGCAAAGGAAGAAUUCAAUGGAUUCGCUGUUGAUGGCAAGAAGUUGCGCUGCGAGGUCGCCGAGCCCAGACACCGUGAGAAGGGCGCCGCUGCUGUUCCCUCGGCUGGCGAGAAGUUCAAGGAAUCUCAAGCCAAGGAGCGCGCUGCCGCUCAAGUCCCGAGACUCAUUGUUCGCAACCUUCCCUGGAGUAUCAAGUACCCGGACCAACUGGCCAAGCUGUUCCAAAGCUACGGAAAGGUCAAGCACACUGUCCUUCCCAAGGGCAAGACUGGCCUCCUCCGUGGUUUCGGUUUCGUCAUCAUGCGUGGCAGACCCAAUGCUGAGAAGGCUAUCGAGGGUGUGAACGGAAAGGAGAUUGACGGAAGACAAUUGGCAGUUGAUUGGGCUGUUGACAAGGAGACCUGGGACAACACUCCCCAGGAGGAGACCAAAGAGAAGGAAACUGCCAAUGGAGAUGCCACAGAUGAAGACGCCGUUGACGGCGCCAGCGAACAUAUCAUGGACGAGGACGAUGACGAGUCGGGCUCUGAUGAGGACGACGAGGACGUGGACAUGGAUGACAUGGACGAUGAAGACGAGGACAUGAAGCCGAGAACAGAGGACAACUCUUCGACCCUGUUCAUCCGCAACUUGCCCUUCUCAUGCACAGACGAGGAUCUCGAGGAUCACUUCACCCAAUUUGGCUCAGUCCGCUACGCAAGAAUUGUUGUUGAUCAAGAAACCGAGCGCCCCAGAGGUACCGGGUUUGUCUGCUUCUACGAACUGGAUGAUGCCGACAACGUUCUCAAGAACGCCCCCAGACACCAGCCUCCCCGUUUGAACGACCCCAAAGCCAAGGAUGGCUCCAUCCAAAUGACCCACUCAGUCCUGCAAAACGAAGACGCCGACCCCACUGGAAAGUUCACUCUGGAUGGACGUGUCCUGCAGGUUUCCCGUGCUGUCAACAAGAACGAAGCCAAUCGUCUCACCGAGGAGGGUGCCGCCAACCGUUUCAAGCGUGACACUGACAGAAGACGCCUAUACUUGCUUUCUGAGGGAACCAUCCCCUCAAACUCACCUCUUUACGAGCAACUUCCUCCGUCUGAGAGAACCAUGAGAGAAGCCAGUGCCAAGCAGAGAAAGACUCUGAUUGAGAGUAAUCCUUCUCUGCAUUUGAGUCUGACACGUCUUUCGGUCCGUAACAUCCCUAGAUCCAUCACAUCAAAGGACCUCAAGCAACUUGCCAGAGAGGCCGUCGUUGGUUUCGCCACCGAUGUCAAGGAGGGCAAGCGCGGACGCCUCAACAGAGAGGAGCUCAGCAGAGGUGGCGAGGAGGAUGCAAAGGCCGAGGCCGACCGCAAGAAGCGCGCCAAGGGUAUUGUCAAGCAAGCAAAGAUCGUCUUCGAAGGUCGCGAGGGCGCCAAAGUGGACGAGAAGAGUGGUGCAGGCCGUAGUCGUGGAUACGGUUUCAUCGAGUAUUACACACAUCGUUCGGCCCUGAUGGGUCUGCGUUGGUUGAACGGUCACGCCAUCGGAUACCAAGCACAAGAACAGAAGGGCAAGGGCAAGAUGUCGCAAGAAAUGCUUGCCGAACGCAAGAAGCGCCUGAUCGUUGAGUUCGCCAUCGAGAACGCCCAGGUCGUCAAGCGUAGAAAGGAGAUUGAAGAAAAGUCUCGCGAGCGCUCUUUCGCGGCCACCGCACCCACUGCCGACGGCAAGAGACCGUCUUCGGGUCGUGACACCAAGUUUGGAGCGGGUGACCGCGGCAAAGGAGGCAAGUUCGACCGCAAGCGCAAGCGAGAUGGAAAGGAUGAGGCUCCUGUUGAUGAGGAGAAGAACAAGAAGGCUCCUGCCGAUGAAAAGUUGGCCAAGCGUCAGCAAAUCAUUCAGAAGAAGCGUAUGGCUCGUCGUGCUCGCAAGCAGGGUGCCUAA
This is a messenger RNA of Aureobasidium pullulans EXF-150, 2121 nucleotides long. Its product is annotated as RNA-binding domain-containing protein. The transcript is spliced from 2 exons. Bases 1 to 2121 code for a protein of 706 amino acids. Gene Ontology annotation, molecular function: RNA binding. Lineage: Eukaryota; Fungi; Ascomycota; Dothideomycetes; Dothideales; Saccotheciaceae. The record is from RefSeq and is a predicted model, not a curated record.